Lagenorhynchus albirostris (white-beaked dolphin) is the source of this 375-nucleotide messenger RNA. RefSeq names its product small integral membrane protein 2 (gene SMIM2). The record is from RefSeq and is a predicted model, not a curated record. Lineage: Eukaryota; Metazoa; Chordata; Mammalia; Artiodactyla; Delphinidae.
AUGAAGGGCAGCUGCCUGCCAACCUGGAGUCAGCAUCCAGGAGGAAUUUGGAAAGAGGUUGGGGAGAGGACUGAUGCCAGCCAGCUGCCUCACGGGGAGGGGGAGACACUUGGCCAUGCCACUAGCAUCCUGUUCGGCUUUCGGAUGAGUUUCAUCUGUGACACGUACAGAGUCCUCACUUGGAACAAGAGGAUUAAAAGAGGCCCUGGCGCUCGCUCCUCUUCUGAUUAAGCACACCUUGGCAUACAGCGGAACAGAAGGCAAAGCUGCACAGAAAAGGACCAAAGUCAGGUGCCAGAAGCAGGUGACAUCCAGACUCCCAGUUCGUUGGAUGCAGCUAUUUCAAUAGAGCCACUUUUUUGUGUGGCUAUUUAG